Medicago truncatula (barrel medic) is the source of this 691-nucleotide messenger RNA. RefSeq names its product protein PELPK1. The record is from RefSeq and is a predicted model, not a curated record. The transcript has a single exon. NCBI's taxonomy places the organism in Eukaryota, Viridiplantae, Streptophyta, Magnoliopsida, Fabales, Fabaceae. Bases 86 to 472 code for a protein of 128 amino acids.
GCUUCUCAUCAAAUCCCAAAUCAAAUUCUCUCUAUACAAAAUAUACCCUCCUUAGGUCCUACAAUUAUUCAUCAUCAAACUAUCAAUGGCAAUAUUCAAAUCCUUGAUCACAACUUUACUUCUAGUUGUGACAAUAUCAAACAUGAGCCUAGAAGCUCGCCAUCUUUUGCAAACUACCACACAACCAAAUUUACCAACCAUUCCCACUUUACCAAAACCAACAACAUUACCACCUUUACCUUCAAUUCCAAAUAUGCCUCAAGGAAAUCUUCCUCCAUUGCCUACUAUCCCUUCUAUGCCUAAACUCACUAUGCCACCACUUCCAAGUCUUCCUACAAAUAUUCCAACAAUUCCAUCUCUCAACAUUCCACCAUUGCCAGCAGUCACUUCACUUCCAAACCUUCCUUCAAUCCCAACCACUUUCCCCUCCAUCCCAUUUUUCUCCCCACCACCUUCAACCUCUAGUCCUUAAACACUUCUUCACUUGUUAUCUUUGCAUGCAAUAGACAUUGCUUUUUUAUGUGUGAUUAAAUUGUACGAGGUUAUGAUGAUAGUACUAUUAUUAUCUUUGUUGUAUUGUAUGGUGUGAAAAGCCUUUGUAUUAUUUUUUUUUCUACUUACCUGUUUGGCACUAUUGUUUGUACUUUUGAAUUUCUGUUAUUGAUGUUAAAUUACACAUUUCUACAAACAA